Molecule: messenger RNA, 306 nt
Organism: Plasmopara halstedii
Lineage: Eukaryota; Oomycota; Peronosporomycetes; Peronosporales; Peronosporaceae
Product: protein ric1
Exons: 3
Coding region: 1-306 (101 amino acids)
Cellular component (GO): membrane
Source: RefSeq, a predicted model, not a curated record
AUGGACCGCGUUGUAGACGAUGCCGACACUUGGUUCGAGGGUGACGAACGUCGUUCAUCUUCGAGUGCUUCGGAAUUUGACUGGGAUAAAACUGCUCGUUUAAUCUGCGCUGUACUCUUACCACCACUGGGGGUGUUUUUACAAACUGGUUGCAAUAAAGACUUGGCAAUCAAUGGACUGCUUACUCUUUUCGGUUACAUACCUGGAAUUAUUCACGCUGUGUAUAUCAUUUGCGUGGCCGAAACAUCAAGAUCAUGCCACAUGCUUAAGACAGAUGCAGGACCAAUGAUGGAAGCCACAGCGUAG